AAUCAACAAGUGUCAGGUCUGGUUUUGUUUGUUGUUUAAGUUUAUUUGUAGUUGCACCGCUUACAUAAACCUCCACUUCUAACAUGAUAUUGGAAUGAACAAUUAUAAACUGAUUGACUGUACAGUGUCUGCUAAUUGACUUGCAGAUAUGCGGUUGCUAUUGCAAACUUGGAAUUUCAAUUAAGAUGAUCUAACUGUAUUACAGCUGCAUAACAAAUGGGUGUGACAUAAAUAACGUUAGUUUCUUUUCAUAUGUUCCACUAUUUAUUCGCUGAUUUCCAACAUGUUAGAAGACCAAGAUAGACGGAGUUGUUCUAGUUAUAUACAAUCUUAUUGGGAAAAUUUGUGUUCCUGUUUAAGAGCAAAGCACUCUGUCCAUCCUGUGGACACUGUAACACCGGAAUUUUCUGAAUUUGUGGUAAUAAAUUCGAGAGUACGUCUACGGUGCAUUCACAUCCUGCCAGACGUACCACGUAAAUCCAAAACUUUAGAAUUUUAUAAUGAACAAAUGAGGAGUAACCGAAGUUCAUUAUCGGAAGAGUAUUGGUUCACCAAAUGGAACAAGCCGCACAAACCCCAACGAGUUGGUAGCUGUAACUGUUCUUUCAGGAAAUCUCUGAGACUUUCUACAUUAGCUAGUCAAGAUGUGAAUAUCAUCGAUAAACCUCCAAGGGCAGCUUUUCAUGAAAAGACAGCUAUUAGAAUAACAAAUGUUGAAACUUUUGUUGAAAGAUUGCUUCAUAAUACAAUAAUUGAAGCACUUCAGGAGUAUUAUAUGAUGGAAUCCCUCAAAAGAAAUACAUCUGGUGUCAUCAAUUUGGCAUUCACAUUGAACGAAGAUGGUUUGAAAUCCGAAAGUCACCAGGGGAUCGAAACCAGUGAUACCUCAAUUUCUAAUAAGGAUAUUAAAGGGGAGAGUAGAGUUCUGCCUGGAAAAGAACUCGAUGCCAACAAUACUCAAGACUUCAGACGUUGUAGACACAAUAGAAGAAUAAAGAAAUCAUUGGUGUUUCUUUUUCAUGGUAUGGGAACAUCUGCCGACAUAUGGUGGCUGGUAAUUAAAAGCUUAGUUAAUAAAGGUUAUGAAGUAGUAGCCCCCGAUAUGUUAGGCCAUGGUUAUAGCUCUGCCCCAGAUAAAAAAGACGAUUAUUCCUUUCAAAAUUUAUUACUACAUGCCCUCACCAUAUUUGAUAAUUAUACGAAUACUGAAGAGAAUCGGAAAUGCAUACUCAUCGGACAUUCCUACGGAUGUAGCUUUGUAACUGCCUUGUAUCAUCAUAGAGCUUCAUACAUCUCUAAAAUUAUACUAAUAAGUGGCGGAGGACCUACACCAUUAGCACCCCCAGUUCAACAAGAUGAAUUGACUCAUUCUGAAUACUUCCAAGCUUUAAUUGAACCUCUCAUUUUUUGUGGCGUUAAUAGAAGUGUAUUUUACCCACCUAGAGGGAAAUUCUUUGAUAUUUGCGAGGGAUACGAAGGAGCCCCAAGGCACAUAUUAGAAUUUGUUAGAAUGGGGCAGAGUUGGCCUGGCGGGGAUGCUGCGUUUCAUAGAAGAAUAUUCGUUCCCACACUUUUGGUUCAUGGUCUUCAGGACAAAAUGGUCACUUUGGUGCAGGAGUGCGAGAUGGAAAGAACAAUACCUCGAUCAUUUCUCGAAUUGAUACCAAAUGCAGGUCACAUGCCAAUGAUGGAGACUCCAGAGCAUUUAACACAUAUGAUUCUCUGCUUCUUUGAUUGUUGGCCUUGACUUGUUCAAAAAAUUAUGACUGAAAAUUUUCAUACGAUACCAUUUUGUUAUAAUUGUCCAUAAAAAGUAUUAUAAUCGCAUUAUUCUCAAAAUGUGUUAACUUGUUUCUAUUAAGCUAAGAUUCGAUUAUCACUGAGCUUUUUGAUGAUUUUCAAAGACUAAAACAGUUUGACAAAAAUUUUUAGGAUUCUCAUCACAUCAUGCAUUCAUUCCAUUAGAAUUAUUUGAAUAUUCCAUAUUGUUAACUGUUUUUCUAAGAGAAAAGAAUUUGUGUUGUAAUUGAAAAACUUAAGUGUGGCACAAUUUUAUUGUUCAUCCUAAGACUGUGAUAAGAUCAUGAAUCAAUAAUUUUAUGUACAAAAUCUCAUAUACGUAUUAUUUAUUCUGUAAAAUACAUUUAUAAGUAACUGAAAUAUUUUAAUAUGCUGUGAAUUACAAAAUGUAUUGGAAGAUCUGAAGUAUUCGGUAGCAUCAUGUUGCUCCAUUUCCAACUAUUUCUGAUAUUUUUGGAGGAUUAUAUGUAAUAAAUAAAAUAUACGAUGAUUA
Molecule: messenger RNA, 2293 nt
Organism: Coccinella septempunctata (seven-spotted ladybird)
Lineage: Eukaryota; Metazoa; Arthropoda; Insecta; Coleoptera; Coccinellidae
Product: protein ABHD8-like
Exons: 4
Coding region: 284-1747 (487 amino acids)
Molecular function (GO): catalytic activity
Source: RefSeq, a predicted model, not a curated record